Messenger RNA from Neltuma alba, 1402 nucleotides. Its product is annotated as dof zinc finger protein DOF3.6. The record is from RefSeq and is a predicted model, not a curated record. Lineage: Eukaryota; Viridiplantae; Streptophyta; Magnoliopsida; Fabales; Fabaceae. Gene Ontology annotation, molecular function: DNA-binding transcription factor activity; DNA binding. The coding region runs from base 179 to 1057 and encodes 292 amino acids. The transcript is spliced from 2 exons. Gene Ontology annotation, biological process: regulation of DNA-templated transcription.
CAAAAGCCUCUUCUUGCUUUCUUUCCUCUUCCUCCUUCCCUCCCUCCCUCUCUCUUUAAUGAUCCCUUUUCCCCUCUUUCUUUCUCGGCUCUGGUAUUCCCUUAGUGUGAUUCUCCACCAUCUCUAAAGACCCAUCCAACUUUACAAAAGAAAAUAACAUAAAAAGAUAACCAACACCAUGGUUUUCUCUUCUAUUCCAGUCUAUUUAGAUCCUCCCAACUGGCAGCAGCAACAAAGUUAUCAUCAAACAAAUGAGAUCAGUGAGCCUCCGCUCCUGCCUCCACAAGCGCCUCAUAUGGUCUCAAUCAGGCCUGGAUCGAUGGCGGAUCGAGCCCGGCUUGCAAAGAUACCACCGCCGGAGGCAGCUCUAAAGUGUCCUCGCUGUGAAUCUACCAACACGAAAUUCUGCUACUUCAACAACUACAGCCUGUCUCAACCCAGGCACUUCUGCAAGACCUGUAGGCGUUACUGGACAAGAGGAGGCGCUCUCAGGAACGUUCCGGUUGGCGGAGGAUGCCGCAGAAACAAGAAGACCAAGAGAAGCCGCUCCAAGUCUCCGGCAGCCUCCGACAAACAGCCACCGUCUAACCCCUCAUCAGGCGGGGCCGCCAUAGCCACCGAGCUGAUUGGUCAUAUGCCGCCCCAAGCAUCUAAUUUACAAUUCAUGGCGUCCUUACAGAAUCUGAGUCGCUAUGGCGUGGGAAGCAUGGGCCUCAACUUGCAAGGACAGAGUGAUCACAUGUUUCCCAUUGGACUUAAUGGAAGUGAUAUUUCGAGCGGAGGACUGGAUCAGUGGCGGUUAAAGCAGUUUACUUUCUUGAAUGGUUUUGAUCAGUCAAGUUCAGCUGCUUCUGCUUCAAACCCAUUUCAAAGCGAACUUGGGAAUUCUAGGGUUACGCAGCUGCCGCCAGUUAAGUUGGAAGACAAUGGAGCGCUAAAUUUGUCCAGGUCGCAAGCUCGGAGUAUAUCAGAAAAUAACAACCAAUACUACUCAUGGACUCCAACCACAGAUAUUAUAUCAGGCCUUGCCUCUUCUUCCACGACCCAUGUGUUGUAAUUUCCAAAUCAAUUAAUUGUUAUUGCACCACCAUCUGUAGUGCAUCGGAGAAAUUCAAGUUCCCGGAUGGUGUAGAUGCUCAGCCCAACUUCCCCAGGCCUAGUCCCAGAUAUGGUCAGAAUUCGAUACAUAGAUAUAUAUAUAUAUAUAUACACAGCCAUAUAUAGACAUAUGGACGUAUUGUUGUCUUUGUUAAUGUUUUGGAUAUCGUGUUUCUUGUGUACUAUAUGAGCUUGCUUUGUAUAAUUGUGUGUGCAUGUACGAUGCGUUAUGUUUUCUGUAUGCUAUCUGGCGUUAUGACCUCAUCUCAAUACAAAAUCUUCGGAGGGAGGUUACGUAGCUAAA